GGAUCAGCACGAUUCUAUAAAACGAAGUGGACAUGCAAUCAUGUAAUUUAGUCAUUAGUACCCAACAGUGAUAGAGCAAAAAAUUUAACAUGGCUACCGCUCUUGUAACGCCAGUUCACACUGGAGGAUUCGUAUUUGAAAAUUGCAAAAGAAACAUUUUCUUGGAGAAGCAAGGAGCAAAACCACCAAAAGCCACUAAGACUGGAACAACCAUUGCUGGUGUUGUGUUUAAGGAUGGAAUUAUUUUGGGAGCUGACACUAGAGCGACAGAAGACACAGUCGUUGCCGAUAAGAACUGCUCCAAAAUUCACUACAUCUCACCAAACAUUUAUUGCUGUGGCGCCGGAACUGCCGCAGAUACAGAGACUACAACUUUGAUGAUAUCCUCAAAGAUGGAACUUCACAGACUAGCUACAGGCAGAGAAGACAGGGUUGUCACAGCCAAUAGAAUGCUUAAGCAGUAUCUUUUCAGAUACCAAGGGUACAUUGGUGCUGCAUUGGUUCUAGGUGGUGUAGACAUCGAUGGACCUCACCUGUACAGUAUCUACCCUCAUGGCUCAACCAAUAAGCUACCAUUUGUCACCAUGGGUUCCGGUUCACUUGCUGCCAUGUCAGUGUUUGAAGACCGAUACAAGGUUGAUAUGGAGGAAGAGGAUGCAAAGAAGCUAGUGCGAGAUGCCAUUGCUUCAGGUAUCUUCAAUGAUCUUGGAUCUGGUACCAACAUUGAUAUCUGUGUCAUCAAGAAAGAUAAAGUAGAUUAUCUGAGGCCUUAUGACGAGGCUAACAUCAAGGGUGUCAGGCAAGGAGAUUAUCGUUAUAAACGUGGAACAACAGCUGUCCUCACUAAAUCUGUUCGCGACUUCAAUGUGGACGUUACCGAGUCAGUGGAAGCAAUGGAGACAUCAUGAUCUGUGACAUCAAUGUAGACCGUCCUCUCUGGUGUAUUACUAUGGAUUAUUACAAGGAAAAACACAGUGUUUUUGCUGGGUAGCACUAUGUUUACUCUAAAUGUUAAUGGACAUUGUAUUCCUUUUGUAUUUUUUAAAUGUCUCAUAAGCUAAGCUUAUGUCGCUCUUUUUUACUCAGCUCAACUGACAUCAACCGACCUCAACUGGUUGCUGAUAACGCUCAUGUCGAUUUUCACACGCAAUUUCGCAGUUACAAGCAACACAGUAGAACUCCGUAGAACUAGUUGCCCAGAGCGCUUACGUCUCUUUUGACUAAAGAUCAUCUACAACUAGUUUGCAUGCAACGCUGACAUAUUUAAAAUGCUAACAUAUUUGAUGUUAGUGUGCACAACACAUGUGCAUAGUAGGCUAGAGUUGACUGUAACUCCUUUUACAUGACCAUUAAAUUUCUUGUCAGUUGCUUUGAAUUGCAGCAAAAUGUAACAUGGGCAACAGAGAGCAACUGUUAAUCGGAGCGCUCAUGUAAAUUCAAGUGGCGUGACUCACAGUUCCUGGCAAUUUGCUAAAGGUCAGUUGAUGUCAGUUUAGUCGCAAGGGCCACUUAUGCUUAGCUUUAAAGUGAAUAAUAGCAAUAGAAACAACUAAAAAACUGAAUGCAACCAGUUGCCGUUCAAUUGGUACAAUUAAUUUCAAAAUGCUGUUAAUUUUAUUUUAAAAUGUAGACAUGCCACAUAAGCAAAGAAUUCCUUAAACAAAAUUCCUUAUUCAAAAAUGCUUUUUUUCUUUUCCUUUAAAAAAUACUGUUUCAUCUACAAGAAUUAAUUUUUACACUAGGAAAAUGCACAUAAUUAUUUGAUUACUGCAAAGUUGAGAUUGAAAUUUAAGUUUGCGAGCAUUGUUCAACUCGACUGAAAUUGUAAUCAAAUUAUGACUGUACCUUUUUACACUGAAUUUCAAUGGUGAAUAAGUCAUCACUUUUGCUGUCAUUAUCCUGUAAAUUGGCAAUGUACUUGCUGUUGAAUGUGAAAUAAAUUAAAAUUUAAAAACAUA
This is a messenger RNA of Anneissia japonica, 1958 nucleotides long. Its product is annotated as proteasome subunit beta type-7-like. Lineage: Eukaryota; Metazoa; Echinodermata; Crinoidea; Comatulida; Comatulidae. The record is from RefSeq and is a predicted model, not a curated record. Bases 90 to 908 code for a protein of 272 amino acids. Gene Ontology annotation, cellular component: proteasome core complex. Gene Ontology annotation, molecular function: threonine-type endopeptidase activity. The transcript is spliced from 6 exons.